Chaetomium globosum CBS 148.51 is the source of this 696-nucleotide messenger RNA. RefSeq lists its product as uncharacterized. The record is from RefSeq and is a predicted model, not a curated record. The coding region runs from base 1 to 696 and encodes 231 amino acids. Lineage: Eukaryota; Fungi; Ascomycota; Sordariomycetes; Sordariales; Chaetomiaceae. Gene Ontology annotation, molecular function: zinc ion binding; oxidoreductase activity. The transcript is spliced from 4 exons.
AUGACUGACCUCCCAGCAACCAUGAAGGCCGUGGUCUUCCACGGCCCCAAACACAUUGCCGUCGAAGAGCGGCCCGUUCCCAAGCGUAAGCCUCCGUCGCGCAUGCCCCAUAUCUCCGACACGGCGCUCACCCAGACCGCAGUGCAAGACCCCAAAGACAUCAUCGUCAAGGUCCAUUCCACGGCGCUAUGCGGCUCGGAACUGCACGUCUACCGCGGCCACCAGCCCUCCCCGACGGGUUUCAUCAUGGGCCACGAGUUUGUCGGCACCGUCGUCCAGGCCGGCAGCGAAGUCCAAUCCGUCUCCGUCGGCGACAAGGUCGUCACGCCCUUUACCGUGUCCUGUAAAACCUGUUUCUACUGCACGCACUCCGCCUCCUCGCGCUGCGCGCACUCGCAACUCUUCGGCUCGCCGCACCUCGACGGCGGCCAGGCCGAGUACGUGCGGGUGCCCCACGCGGACGGCACCGUGGUGCGGGCCCCCGCCGAGAUGACCAGCCCCGAUGGCAGCGCCGACGACCGCGCGCUGAUCCUCAUGGCGGACAUCUUCCCGACGGGGUUCUUCGGCGCGCGCAACGCGUUCGACAUGCUGCGCGGGCAGGGGCUGGAGCAAAAACGUCAGGGUCCAGAUGGGCCGUUGCCCGGUCCGAUCCAUCUUCCCCGAGGCGCUGCCGGUGUUGGUGAAGAACCAGGAUAA